Messenger RNA from Strongylus vulgaris, 176 nucleotides. Lineage: Eukaryota; Metazoa; Nematoda; Chromadorea; Rhabditida; Strongylidae. The record is from the annotation of a GenBank genome assembly.
AUGGUCUCCUCAUCGCAUAGCGGGGGUGACUCUGGAUGUCGUAAGUACAACGAAGGUUUAUCCUCCAGCAAGGUCUCCGAAGCUGAGAAUGAGUUCAAAGUUCCCGGUUGUCCGGACGCCCAGCUAAGAGUAAGCCACGCCAGUCGUGGGUGCUCCCUGAUCCACAAAGGUUAGCG